Molecule: messenger RNA, 5274 nt
Organism: Leptidea sinapis
Lineage: Eukaryota; Metazoa; Arthropoda; Insecta; Lepidoptera; Pieridae
Gene: Kdm5
Product: lysine-specific demethylase lid
Exons: 30
Coding region: 202-4953 (1583 amino acids)
Biological process (GO): chromatin remodeling
Cellular component (GO): nucleus
Molecular function (GO): DNA binding; histone demethylase activity
Source: RefSeq, a predicted model, not a curated record
UUUUGCAUGGCGGACGUGCAAUAGGUUUCUGUUAUUUUGUUAGUGAUAAUCAUAAUUGUAUUUUCGAGAUUCCUUAUGGAAAGGCAAAUUUUUAUACGCGUAUUUCUUUGUGGUCGUGCUUUAUUCAUUCCUUAACGUUAGAUGAUGUUAAAUUGUUAGUUAUUAUUUGUUUUGUGAGAACUGCAUUGGAUUUCCUCAAAAAUGGGAAAAUGUGACGAAGCUAAUGUUGAAGUUAGUAUGGGGGACUCGGCGUCCCCCAUGAAACCUGAUAAUUUUACAUUCACAGUGCCCCCUGAGGCUCCUGUUUUCGAACCCACCCCAGAGGAGUUCCUCGACCCAUUAGCUUACAUCAGUAAAAUUAGACCAAUUGCUGAGAAGUCAGGCAUUUGUAAAAUAAAACCCCCUGCACAUUGGCAACCACCAUUUGCAGUAGAUGUGGAUAGGCUUAGAUUUACGCCAAGGAUUCAGCGCUUAAAUGAAUUAGAGGCAAUAACCCGUGUGAAACUCAAUUUUCUGGAUCAAAUUAUCAAGUUCUGGGAAUUGCAAGGUUCAGUCCUGAAAAUACCAACUGUGGAAAGAAAACCCCUGGAUUUAUAUGCCCUGCAUAAGAUUGUGAAGGAAGCUGGUGGGUUUGAAAUAUGUUCAGCGGAACGGAAAUGGUCAAAGAUAGCACAUCGUAUGGGUUUCCCACAAGGAAAAGGUAUUGGGUCUAUACUCAAGAACCACUAUGAAAGAAUGCUUUAUCCCUAUGAUGUGUUCAAGAACAAUGGAGCUGUUGGGGAGAGUAAAGAGACUAAAAUUGAGGUAAAAACCGAACAAACACCGGAGAAGGCAAAUGUCCGGAGUCGCUCAGCAAGCAAGGGCCCUGCGGCGACUCCGCCCCCCGGCCGCCGCUACAAGUCCUCAGAGCCUGAAGCAGCCGAGGGCAGCCACACGGAAGGCGCACUCCCAGGCAUGGAUGAUAAAAAGACACCCAUCAAGGAAGAGCCUACAGAGAAUAGGAGAAGUCCCCGAGAGAACAAAUGGAUGUCGAGCGGUGCAAGUUGCGGCGCGCGGGCUCGCGUACUCCGCGCUACUCGGCUGCGGGAACACCGGCUGAGCAACAUGACCGUGUCAGUGACGCCGGCGCCGCAACCACCCACCGCGUCUGACCCCUUAGACCCCCACGACCCGUUGGCGAAGUACAUGUGUCACGUGUGCGGGCGCGGUGAUAUCGAAGAACAGAUGCUGCUCUGUGACGGCUGUGACGACUCGUACCACACGUUCUGUCUGGUGCCGCCGCUGCACGACGUGCCCAAGGGCGACUGGCGGUGUCCCGUGUGUCUGGCUGAAGAGGUAUCAAAACCAGCUGAAGCGUUUGGCUUCGAGCAAGCGUCGCGGGAGUACACUCUGCAACAGUUUGGUGAAAUGGCUGACCAGUUCAAGUCGGAUUACUUUAAUAUGCCUGUACAUAUGGUUCCUACAUCGACUGUAGAAAGAGAGUUCUGGCGUGUGGUGUCCUCUAUAGAUGAAGAUGUUGCAGUGGAGUACGGAGCUGAUCUGCACUCUAUGGAUCAUGGUUCAGGUUUCCCGACGAAGUCGAGCGCGCACCUUUACCCCGGCGAGCAGCAGUAUGCAGACUCCAGUUGGAACCUGAACAACCUGCCAGUGCUGGAGGGGUCUGUGCUCGGUCACAUCAACGCGGAUAUAUCUGGCAUGAAGGUACCGUGGCUGUACGUGGGCAUGUGUUUCGCCACGUUCUGCUGGCACAAUGAAGACCACUGGAGCUACUCCAUCAACUAUCUGCAUUGGGGUGAACCGAAAACCUGGUACGGCGUGCCGAGCUCGAAGGCUGAGCAGUUCGAGGCGGCGAUGAAAGCCGAGGCUCCGGAGCUGUUCCACCUGCAGCCAGACCUGCUGCACCAGCUCGUCACCAUCAUGAACCCCAACAUCCUCAUGAGGGCGGGCGUCCCUGUCUAUCGAACGGAUCAGCACGCGGGUGAAUUUGUCAUCACAUUUCCGCGCGCGUACCACGCCGGGUUCAAUCAAGGAUACAAUUUCGCCGAGGCAGUCAACUUCACACCAGCUGAUUGGUUGAAAAUGGGCCGCGAAUGCAUCGCGCACUACUCGACACUGAGGCGCUACUGCGUUUUCUCACACGACGAGCUUGUGUGCAAGAUGGCCUUGGAGGCCGACUCUCUGAGUCUCACCGUGGCCCUGGCCGCAUACCGGGACAUGCGCACCAUGCUCCACGACGAGAGGAAGCUGCGCAAGGCUCUGUUGGAUUGGGGGGUGACAGAAGCAGAGCGCGAGGCGUUUGAGUUGCUUCCAGACGACGAGCGACAGUGUCACCUCUGUAAGACCACCUGCUUCCUGUCUUGUGUGACCUGCGCGUGCACAACACACGUGGCCUGCCUGCGACACUUUCACCAACUCUGCGCCUGUCCACCCACUGGGCAUAAGCUCAGAUACCGAUACACAUUGGAUGAGCUGCCUGCAAUGUUGGACAAGUUGAAGCGCAAGUCGGAGCAGUUUCGCGAGUGGGCGGAGGCCGUGCAGAACGCUCUCGACCCGGACACGCCCAAGACAUGCGACCUAGACGGACUGAGGGUGCAUCUCAAACGAGCUCACGAUCUCAAAAUGCACAAAACCGAGCUCGUUCGUGCGCUGGAGACAGCUAUCGAGGAUGCAGAGAAGUGCGCCUCCGUGAUACAACAGCUGGAUUUGAACAAGAUGAGGACCCGCACCAGGCACCAGGACCCCAAGUACAAGCUCACCAUACACGAGCUGACCCUGUUCGCCGCGGAGAUCGAUGGCCUCGCCUGCGUGUUGCCUGAAGGUUCAGCCGUGAAGGAAGUUCUAAGACAGACUGCUGAGUUUGAAGAUAGAGCGAGGGAAAUACUCAACACGGACCUAGACGAAUGUGACGCGGCUUCAGUUAAAGAACUAGAAGAGGUGGUAGAGCUCGGUUCUCGUCUCUGUAUAGUACUGCCUCAACUGCCAGCUCUACAAGCGCGCCUCUUGCAAGAGAAGUUCAUUGUUUCGUCUCGCGAACACCGCGACGACUACACAACGCUCACGCCAGAGACUAUCGACAAGUUGUUGGAGGAAGCAAAUAGUGUUGUGCCGCAUCGACGAGUCGAAACAGAACGGGCGACGCUAUAUAAGCUUAAGUUACAAUCGGAGGACUGGGAACGACGCGCUAAGGCGAUGCUGAUCGACACGAGCGUCAAGCGAGUUGUGGAGACGAGUGAGGAGGCUGAAGUCAACCACACGACGUUGGCGGAACUUGAGGCGCUCGUCAGCGAGGGUGAAGAGGCAGAGGUGGCGCUGCCGUCGUUGUCAGCGCUGCGGACCGCACUCUCACAUGCGGCUGAUUGGCUGAACAAGGUGGAAGAAAUGCAAUCGAAGGAGCUGUAUCCAUACAUGCACACUGUAGAGACGCUCGUAAAGCGCGGCGCUCAGAUACCCAUAUCCCUAUAUGAAAAAGAUCAGUUGGAAUCGGCGCUCGAGUCUGCUAAGGCAUGGAAGCGAGGCGCAGCUGAAAUGUUUCUUAAAAAGAAAUGGCCUUAUAGUUUAUUAGAGGCCCUAUCACCACGCACGGACUUCUCACCAAUAGGCACAGGUCGCGGGACCGGGAAAGGUCGUGGGAGCAGCGGACGCGAUGACGAGCCGCCGCUGUUGAAGCAAUUUAACGAAGACGCCACGCCCACCGAGAUCGUGGCCGCAUUCAAGCAAGCCGAGCAGCGCGAGCUCACCGCCAUCAGGGAGCUAAGAGCCCGGAAUAUCCACAAGGAAGUCCGCUCGACGCCCUCGGCCGGCCUCACCUUCUGCACGUGCCAGAAGCGGCAGUACGGACUCAUGACGCAGUGCGAGAUGUGCAAGGAUUGGUUCCAUGCGGCGUGUAUAACAGCGGCACACGACGAGGAGGACGAGAGGGCGGAGUCGCCAGAGAGGGUGGAGCUGCCGUUCCCCUGCGACGAGAGCAAGUUCCUCUGCUCAGACUGCACCAGGACCAAGCGUCCGCGUCUGCACCGUAUACUAGCCCUUCUGGUGUGGCUACAAAAAUUGCCAGUCCGUCUGGCGGAGGGCGAAGCACUGCAGUGUGUGACGGAGCGGGCCAUGUCGUGGCAGGACUCCGCGCGGGCCAUGUUGGCGAGCCCCGCGCUGGCCGCCUACCGCCGCGACUACGGAGAGCCGCCCAGAUCGUGUGCGAGCGAGGAGCACGCCUACAGUGCGUCCCCGCGCUCUCCCAGCACUCGCACCACGCCCACCAUUCUGCACAAGCUGGAGGAUAUCAUGCUGGAAGGAGACUUGCUUGAGGUGCGAUUAGAAGAACAAGCACAGAUCUGGAGCUGCGUGUGUGCGGUACGCGGUGGCGGUAGCGGAGGCGGGAGCGGGAGCGGCGCUGCGGCCGGACGAGACAGCGAGCCGGCGCGCGCCAGCGACACUACGGCCAGGAAGAGGACCCACCAGCCACGGCAGACCCUGCACCAGCACAAACGAACCAGGCAUCACCAACAUGCGUCUACAUCGGCAUCGAAAGGGCGCAUGAAACGCGGUGGCUCAACCAGCUCCAAUUACCUGAACCGCAAACAGGCACUGACCACCGGGUCAGGGCUGAUGAUGCGGAAACACUAUAUGGCGCGACAGGAGAGGAGGAAGCGGGGGAAACACCGACAUCCACGGAUGGCGGGCACGCGGGGCCGCGUGGCCACUCGCGGCGCGAGCGCACGACGCGCGGGCGAGACUCGCUCGCGUCGCAGCAGUAGCUCGUCCGCGUCGUCCAACGAGGACGAAGAGGACUGCGCCGCCGUCUGCUGUCUGCGGCCCACCGGUAAAGUAGACUGGGUUCAGUGCGAUGGCGGGUGCGACCAGUGGUUCCACAUGCACUGCGUGGGACUGAGCCGAGGAGCGCUGCGGGAAGACGACGACUACGUGUGCGGCUCGUGCGCGCGUAGCGACCCGCAAUGAGCGAUCCUUCGCCCAUUCAACAGAGUCUAUUUUUACUAACACGAUUACGAGCGAUCUCGGGAAGAGGUUUCUUUCAGAAAUAAGCUCUAUGUCCAUAUAGAUAGCAAAGUCUAUUUUUGGUUAACAGGAGAACAGGCCCACAUGAGGUACUUUCAAAGGUGUGCUCUAUAUUCAAGUAGAGCCUGUUUGUGAAUAAUAAAUUAAGGAUCACUAGGACGUAGGUUGGAUUUACUGAAUUGAAAUUUAUGCAAGUUGAUCGACGUUUCAUAAUAGAAAUUUAUGUAAAGUAUAUCUAAUAUGUAGCUUACCUUCCACAUGAGU